Molecule: messenger RNA, 4454 nt
Organism: Erythranthe guttata (spotted monkey flower)
Lineage: Eukaryota; Viridiplantae; Streptophyta; Magnoliopsida; Lamiales; Phrymaceae
Product: dentin sialophosphoprotein-like protein
Source: RefSeq, a predicted model, not a curated record
AUUUAAAAAAGAAAAAUAAAUGAUUUUUUAAAGGAAAAGACGAUAAAACCCCCAAUAUUACCUAGCAUAAAAUUAGUAUGGUAAUUAAGCACAAUUAAGGUUAAUUACAGAUAACAGGGGGCGGUGGAAUUAGAAAACUGAAAAAACCCAAAAAUUCAACUAUUGUUGGUCGGCUCUGGCCGCGAGUUCUUCGUCUUCUCGACACUGGUCACUCCUUUCAAUUCGGUUCAAUCAAUUCGUAAACAUUACCAAUUGAGCAAAUAAACCCCGACCCGAACCCGAAACCAAAUGUACGGCGGCUCAAAGAUGGGUCGCGGCGGCGGCGGCGGGGGAAGUGCCGGAAAAAGGAACAUUCACGCGCCUCCUAUCAACCGCAGCGCCCCCGCCGGCCGCCUCUCUGUGGGCGGUGGUCCUCGCGGCCGCGGCGGCGCAUCUUCAGCUGCGAUAUCACCUCCAUCAACAUCUUCGUUGCAGUUGGAGGAGAGUUUUAGCCUUGUUAGGGAGAAUCCUUUGAGUUUCGGGAUGGCAAUAAAGCUGACGCCCGACCUCUUGGAGGAGAUCAAGCGCGUGGAGGCACAAGGUGGCACGGCGCGUAUGAAAUUCGAUGUGAAUGCCAAUAAUCCUAAUGAGAAUGUUAUUCACGUAGGGGAUAAGAACUUCAAGUUUACAUGGUCAAGGGAACCAGGGGACCUUUGUGACAUAUAUGAAGAACGUCAAAGUGGUGAAGAUGGAAAUGGCUUGCUUGUAGAAUCAGGUGGCACUUGGCGUAAGCUAAGUGUGGAGCGAGAAUUAGAUGAAUCUACUAAAAAUCACGUGAAAAGGCUGUCAGAAGAAGCUGAACGCAAGCAUAAAUCACGAACAUCCAUUGUCUUAGACGGUCAAAACCCAUCUGUGAAGAAUCAAAGAAAGCCAGAGUCCAAUCAUUGGAGUAGCAAUAACAAGAAAGAGCCUCCUUACAAGAAGCCAAAAUCUGGACCACCUGCAGGUGGACCGCCUAAGCCUCUCUAUAAGUCUGGUUUAUCUACAACAACUAUUUCAAAGGUUAAGCCCUCUUCUGGGUCACCUUUGUCUUUGCAAUCAGACCAACAUGGUGCUCCAGCAACUCCAAUUGGAAGUGUCAAUCUCGUGAAGGGACAUCCGAGCGUACCAGAUUGUACACCUGCUCAAAAUAUGAAUAAAACUGCUGUCUCAGACAAAGAAAUGCAAAGCAAGCUGCCAGGUAGUGCUAACCAUGAUAAAUCUAAACACAAUCGGAACACGGAGGCCAAACCUACUGACUUAAGAAGUUUGAUAAUUUCUCUUCUUCUGGAGAAUCAGUCCAAGGGAAUGAGCCUUAAGGCUUUGGAAAAAGCCAUUGGAGAUGCUAUGCCUAAUUCUGUCCGGCAAAUGGAGCCCAUCUUGAAGCAAAUUGCAAAUCUUCAAGCUCCUGGGAGAUAUUUCUUGAAACCAGGAGUGGAGAUGGACAGCUUUAAGAAGCCACCUUCUCAAAGUGGAAGGUCUCCAGAAAUAAACCGUCAACAAUCACAUGCCCGCCAGAAGUUUGAUAAACUUCCUGCUCAAGAUCCCUUUUCCACCAAAACAACGGACAACAAUGAAGAACAUGAUAAAUUGGAUACAACGCCUUUACAUACAGUCGAUGGCGUAGAGAAGAUUGAUAUACUACACAGUUCACCAGAGCAGUUUAGUGAGAAAAAAGUUUCCAACAUUACCGCAGGCAAGGCAGGCAGCUCUAGUGAUAGUGGUAGUGACAGCGACACUGACAGUGAUAGUAGUGACAGUGGCAGUGAUAGUGGAAGUCAUAGCCGAAAAAGUCGAAGCCCAGUGGGUAGUCAGAGUGGGAGUAGUAGCGAUAGUGAUAGUGAUGCAUCUUCCAGCAGCAAGCAGGCAUCUGAUGAAGAUGUUGAUAUUAUGACAAGCGAUGAUGACAAAGAAUCGAAGCAUAAAUUGCGAAAUUCUGAACCCGUCACUUCAAAAUCCCCUGUUCAAUGGAGUCACCCAGAUAAUGAAUCUGUCGAUAUAGGAAAUUAUGAUGAUCAUGUCUCUGGUGUGGUUGAGAUUGAGAAAGACUCACCUGAAGAUGACCAUGGUGCUGAAAGGCCUGCAUCUUCUUACUUAUAUCCUAAUAAAGAAGGUGAAGCAACUGUUGAAGCGCCUGUUGAAGAGAUCAAAACUUCUUCAACUCAUCAUCAAGAACAAGAAAGACAAGUCUAUGACAAAAAAACAUAUGAUGGACCAGACACUGUGGUCAAUGAUGGCUUCAAACAUGGUCAGCCUGUUAAUCACGAAAAAUCAUCAAAAUCCAAAUCUAAAAGACGAAAUGACGGUAAGCACUCUGACGAGAGGGCUCACAGCAAAAAGAAGUUGAAGAGAAAAAACUCGAGUCAACCGGUUUCUGGAACGAUAAACUCAAUUUUCGGUGAUAGUCCUUAUAACUCAUCACCCGAUAGGCCUCUACAAGUCCCCGACAAGGGGGGCAUCAAUGUAAUGGGAAACAGAAUGACUAGUGAUGGUACUAGCAAUCCCAAUUCGCAAACAGGUUAUAACCAAGUAACUCCCACUAGGUUUGCAUCUGAUUCUCAGCUGCCAGGUCAAAGAUCAUUUGAAGCCCGUAGUGCUAAGCACUCUGAAAGAAGCCCUCAAACCAAUAAGGGUAUGCAGAUCCAGAAAGGAUUUAACACAGAGGCACGAAGUGAAGAUGGUUUGGGUGGCGAGACAAGACCAGUGAAACUUUCGGUGGAAGGUGUUGCAGACAAACAUGCAGCAGUGAAGGACUCGCAUUACAGAAAACCUGAUUCUCUGGGGAGGGUAAAGGAGGCUGUCCCUCAUUCUAACUCAUACAUGAGGUAUUCUCCCAAGGAUAACAAUAUUAAUAUGACGGAUAAAUCUCCACCAAUGAAUGGUCGGGGUGGACGUGUACUACAGAGAGAGCUUUCAGAGUUGGAGUUGGGUGAAUUUCGAGAACCCUUCCAUGAAGAAACCGCUGGGCCUAAGAAGCAAAUCGAGAGGAAAAGUACUUCCAAGCAAUUGGAAAACAAUCCAAUGGAUUCAGAAUACUGGAACUCAGAUUUCGGUAAAGGAAAAGGGUCUAAAAAGGUCACUGCAGAUCCGGGAAAAUUGCCCCCAUUAAAUUCAGUAGCAGUAAUUUCUGGCAUUCCAGAUGGACCAUCUAAAAAGAGGAAGGCUCCAGAAAUUCAUAUCGAUAAAAGCACUCGAUCUCUGGACCAGCAUCAUCAAUCAUGGGGAGAUCAUAUUGAAGUUGGCUCCCAGCACAAUAAAGUUCCAGAAACGAGUGGUAAAAGUAGAUUUGCUGAAGCUGGAACUGGUCGGGGGGCAAGCUUGGAAGCUAAUGGAGAUACUUCUAGAAAAGUGUCUGUUACUUCAACAGAGCAGCCAAAUGAUCUUGUACGAGGAGUUGCUCGUCAUACGGCAAAAGAGAGCAAGAAGCAGAAGCCCAAUUUGGUAGGUGAUUCAAAUGAUAGACGGAAAAGUGCUUCUUUGACAGUUAACAACGAUGGAGGUCAAAAAAGGAAAGAACCUUCUUCAGAUGACAACAGUUGUUCGUACACCAAAUAUGAGAAGGAGCAGCCUGAGCUGAAAGGUCCAAUUAAGAAUGCCUCUCAGUACAAAGAAUAUGUGAAGGAAUUUCAAGAGAAGUAUGAGAGCCAUUGCUCCUUGAACAAGAUCUUGGAAACUUACAGGGAUGACUUCAGCAAACUCGGGAAGGAUCUUGAGUCUUUCAAAGGCAGGGAUAUGAAGAGAUACCAUGAUAUCUUGGAGCAGAUGAGGUCAUCAUUUCGUCAAUGUGGGGAGAGACAUAAACGGCUGAAGAAAAUAUAUGUCGUGCUCUAUGAAGAAUUGAAGCAUUUGAAACAGAUGAUUAAAGACUAUGCCGCAUCAUACAGAAAGGACUGAUUUAUAUACCACCAUUGCCUGUUGGAAUAACCUUUACAUUCGAUUUGGAAGUAAUACAACACCAGGGGAUUUUAUUCCUUGAGUAUUAUUUACGAGAGUUUCACACUAAAACCCGGCACCCACGAAGUUUUCGACUCUGGCAUCCAUUUUUAAGAAGAUGGUUGGUAAUAGCCUGUGUUGCAAGUGGAUGAAAAGUUGCGGUGGAUGAAGGUGGGACCCCACAAUGGUGGUGUGAGUUAUUUAUAGCAAUACUGAAAGAACGAAAAAUCGGGAAUCAGUUUUGGGAUAUAACCUAAUGUGUAUAUAGGUCUUGUACAAUAUUAUUACCAUGGCUUUUCAUGGUACAUUUGUAUUUUAUUGUUCUUGUGGUUUCUUGAGUCAGGUGGUACUUACUGUACAAGGCUUUUCUUUAUCACUGACUUAGCAAGUUACUGAAUAAUGUAUCUAUCGUGAGUUGUGCCAAUUUUGAGUUUUGACAUUUCUAAAUUGUAUUAUUAGUUGACAUUACCUGUAUAAAAUUAUUUUUUAUUGAAUAUUUAUAU